ACUUUUCCUGAGUCUCCACUGAGCCACCAGCCUGUAAACAAGAUGAGGUCAGUGCUGCUGCUGCUGCUGUUGGUGUCUCUCAUCACCAUCCAAACUGUGACUGGAGGGAAAAACAAAAAAGAGAAACACAAACCCUCCCAGUCCAGGUCAGAAUGCACUGACUGGCGCUAUGGCAACUGUGUGCCUAGCAAUGGGGACUGUGGAGCAGGGUUUAGAGAGGGGUCAUGUGACCAGCAGACCAAGAAGAUGAAAUGUAAAGUACCUUGCAACUGGAAAAAAGACUUUGGAGCUGACUGUAAAUAUCGCUUUGGUAGUUGGGGAGAGUGUGAUCCAAGCUCUGGCUCACGGACCAGAACAGGGACAUUGAAGAGGGCUCUGUACAAUGCACAGUGUCAACAGACCAUCUCUGUCUCCAAACCCUGUCAUGGAAAACCAAGACAAAAACCAAAGGAGAGAAGAGAGAAGACCAGAGGCACCAGAAACAGGGUGUAGAGAGGGCAGACCAGAGUCUGAACCAGAGUCUGAACCUGUCCUCUGACUGCUGGACAGUGGUCCAACACUUAAGAUUUAUAGUCUGAUCUCCAUAUCCAUAUUUCUGAGUCUUCUCCACAGCCGUGACAAAAACACAAUUUUUAUUUUAAACAGAAAACACAAGUCUACAGAAUGAAGUGAGUUUUUACCUGUGGCAUCAGCACCAGAUUCAUAUUAUAAUUUUUUCUUCAGAUCACAUGUUAUAAAUUCCUAUCACUUUAAAUAUGUUGUUCUCAGGACCAAACCUCCAGGCCUCCAGUCCACUUUAGCUGCUCUGAUAGUGGAGCUGGUUUAACUUUUCUGUGCUGUGGGUUUGAAUCAUUUUAUUAAUCCUGAACAAUCUUGGACGUGUCAGUAGUACACACAUGCAUGCAUGCACGCACGCACGCACGCACGCACGCACGCACGCAUACACUGUAUGUUGCAUUGUUUGAGCCUCUUGGCUCAACAAGCAGCCAAGAAUUAGCCACUUAAGUUAUUCUAACUACCAGAGUUACCUGCCAAUCAAACAUCACAUUCAAAAACUUCCUGUAGAACCACAAAGCUCCUGUUUCUGUCACUUUGAACAUUGUAAAUACAUUUCUCUGUUUCCUCCUCUUCACAGUGAUCACUCUCUCUCU
Seriola dumerili (greater amberjack) is the source of this 1151-nucleotide messenger RNA. RefSeq names its product midkine-B-like. The transcript is spliced from 5 exons. NCBI's taxonomy places the organism in Eukaryota, Metazoa, Chordata, Actinopteri, Carangiformes, Carangidae. The record is from RefSeq and is a predicted model, not a curated record. Bases 43 to 492 code for a protein of 149 amino acids. Gene Ontology annotation, molecular function: growth factor activity.